AUGGCCAACAACUCUUUCCGUGGCUCAAAACAUGGCCGUCGUGCGGAGGCCAAUCACGAUGCAGCAUUCAGCUGCACGCUCAAGGAGCUGCGCUCCCUCAUGGAGCUCCGAGGACUGGAGGGACUGACGAGGAUCCAGGAGUGUUACGGAGACGUGAAUGGACUUUGUGCCAGGCUCAGAACGUCCCCUGUCGAAGGGUUAGAUGGUUCCUCUGAGGACAUCAGUAGAAGAAAAGAGGAGUUCGGGCAGAACCUUAUACCUCCAAAAAAGCCAAAAACCUUUCUUCAGUUAGUGUGGGAAGCCUUGCAGGAUGUGACUCUCAUCAUCCUGGAGGUGGCAGCCAUAAUCUCACUAGGCCUUUCUUUUUACAAACCACCAGAUGCCGAAAGAGAGAAUUGUGGAAAGGCAGCUGGAGGGGGGGAGGAUGACGGCGAGGCAGAGGCCGGCUGGAUCGAGGGUGCCGCCAUCCUGCUGUCGGUCAUCUGUGUGGUGCUCGUGACGGCCUUCAACGACUGGAGCAAAGAAAAGCAGUUCCGGGGCCUCCAGAACCGCAUCGAGCAGGAGCAGAGGUUCACAGUGGUGCGCGGUGGACAGGUCAUCCAGAUCCCCGUGUCCGACAUUGUGGUCGGCGACAUCGCUCAAGUCAAAUAUGGUGACCUUCUCCCUGCUGAUGGAGUGCUGAUUCAAGGGAAUGAUUUGAAGAUUGAUGAAAGCUCUCUUACUGGUGAAUCAGACCAUGUCAAGAAGACCUUGGACAAAGACCCGAUGAUGCUUUCAGGCACCCAUGUCAUGGAGGGUUCUGGGAAGAUACUGGUCACAGCCGUAGGUGUCAACUCUCAAACGGGAAUCAUUUUCACCCUCCUCGGUGCCAGCGAGGAAGGCGACGAUGAGGACGAAGAUGACAAGACUGAGAAAGAUAGGAAGAAGAAGGAGAAGGAGGAAAAGAAGAAGGAAAAGGAGAGGAAAAGGAAAGAAAAGAAGGACAAGAAAAGUAGGUGGAACCCUAAGAACAAAAAGGACGAUAGAGGAAAGAAGGGUAAAGACAAGUACGGAGCUGGUGUGGAAAUGCAACCUCUCAACGAGGACGGCGAAGGAGAGAAGAAGAAAACAAACUUGCCAAAGAAAGAGAAAUCGGUCCUCCAGGGAAAAUUAACUAAACUAGCCGUGCAGAUCGGGAAAGCAGGGCUGUUCAUGUCUGGUCUUACUGUCAUCAUCCUGAUCUCUCUGUUCCUGGUUGACAACUUCUGGAUCCAGGGUCUGCCCUGGAUCAACGAGUGUAUGCCGGUUUACGUCCAGUUCUUUGUUAAGUUCUUCAUCAUUGGUGUGACAGUGCUGGUGGUGGCUGUACCGGAGGGCCUGCCCCUUGCUGUCACCAUCUCAUUGGCCUACUCUGUCAAGAAAAUGAUGAAGGAUAAUAACCUAGUCCGCCACCUGGAUGCCUGUGAGACCAUGGGCAACGCCACGGCAAUCUGCUCGGACAAGACGGGCACGCUGACCAUGAAUCGCAUGACGGUGGUGCAGGCCUACAUUGGAGACCGCCACUACAGAAAAGUCCCAGAGCCUGACCUCAUCCCAGGCAAGAUCCUUGACCUGCUGAUCCUGGGCAUUGGAGUAAACUGCGCCUACACCACCAAGAUCAUGCCUCCGGAGAAGGAUGGCGGCCUGCCACGUCAGGUGGGCAACAAGACAGAAUGUGCCUUGCUGGGCUUCUCGCUUGACCUGCGCCGUGACUACCAGACCAUCCGCAAUGAGAUCCCAGAGGAGAAGCUGUUCAAGGUUUAUACCUUCAACUCUGUUCGCAAGUCCAUGAGCACCGUGUUGAAGAAUGCUGAUGGGAGCUACCGCAUGUUCAGCAAGGGAGCGUCUGAGAUUUUGCUCAAGAAGUGCUGUAGGGUCCUGACAGCCAGUGGCGAGGCGAAGGUCUUCAAGCCACGGGAAAAAGACGACAUGGUGAGGAAUGUGAUCGAACCCAUGGCAUCAGAGGGCUUGAGGACCAUCUGCCUGGCCUACAGGGAGUUCCCCCUUGCUGACGGGGAACCCGACUGGGACAACGAAACAGAUAUACUCACCGGCCUCACCUGCAUCUGUGUUGUGGGCAUCGAGGAUCCCGUCAGACCUGAGGUGCCAGAUGCUAUUAGGAAGUGCCAGCGUGCCGGCAUCACGGUGCGCAUGGUCACCGGUGACAACAUCAACACGGCCCGGGCCAUAGCAUCAAAAUGUGGCAUCCUGCAUCCAGGGGACGAGUUCCUGUGUCUGGAGGGCAAGGAGUUCAACCGAAGGAUCCGCAAUGAGCUGGGAGAGAUCGAGCAAGAGCGCAUAGACAAGAUUUGGCCCAAGCUGCGUGUGCUUGCGAGAUCCUCUCCAACUGACAAGCAUACGCUAGUGAAAGGUAUUAUCGACAGCACAGUACUGGAACAGAGACAGGUGGUGGCUGUGACUGGAGAUGGGACUAACGAUGGCCCAGCCUUGAAGAAAGCAGAUGUGGGGUUUGCUAUGGGCAUCGCGGGCACGGACGUAGCCAAGGAGGCAUCGGACAUCAUCCUCACUGAUGACAACUUCAGCAGUAUCGUCAAGGCUGUCAUGUGGGGGCGCAAUGUCUACGACAGUAUUUCCAAGUUCCUCCAGUUCCAGCUGACGGUCAAUGUGGUGGCUGUCAUCGUAGCCUUCUCUGGAGCCUGCAUUACACAGGAUUCUCCACUCAAAGCGGUCCAGAUGCUGUGGGUCAACCUGAUCAUGGACACCUUUGCAUCCCUAGCUUUGGCUACUGAGCCCCCCACCGAGUCCCUGCUCCUGAGGAAGCCGUACGGUCGUAAGAAGCCUCUCAUCUCCCGCACCAUGAUGAAGAACAUCCUGGGCCAUGCCGUGUACCAGCUCACCAUCAUCUUCACGCUGCUCUUUGCUGGAGAGAAGAUUUUUGACAUUGACAAUGGCAGGAAUGCCCCCCUCCACGCCCCGCCUUCAGAGCACUACACCAUCGUCUUCAACACCUUCGUCUUGAUGCAACUCUUCAAUGAGAUGAACGCCCGUAAGAUCCACGGCGAGAGGAACGUGUUUGACGGCAUGUUCAACAAUCCUAUCUUCUGCUCUAUCGUCUUUGGGUCAUUUAUCAUCCAGAUUGUCAUCGUGCAGUUUGGUGGCAAACCUUUCAGCUGUGUGAGACUUAGCAUUGACCAGUGGCUUUGGUGUGUCUUCUUGGGCAUCGGAUGCCUUCUAUGGGGACAGCUGGUCUCCACCAUCCCCACCAGCCGGCUGAAGUUCCUGAAGACAGCGGGCCACGGCACACAGCAGGAGGAGAUCCCUGAGGAGGAGCUGGAGGAAAUGCAGGACAUGGACGAGAUCGAUCACGCCGAGAUGGAGCUGAGGAGGGGGCAGGUGCUCUGGUGCAGAGGUCUCAACAGGAUCCAGACUCAGAUCCGAGUCGUCAACGCCUUCCGAGACAACAUGUCUCCUUACGAGGGUCUGGAAACCCCGGAGUCACGCAGCUCCAUCCACAACUUCAUGAGUCACCCCGAGUUCCGCAUCGAGGACUCCGAGCCUCACAUCCCCCUCAUCGAUGACACCGAGGGGGAGGAUGACGCCCCUACCAAACGCAACUCUGUCGCCCUGCCGCCACUCUCUGCUCUCCCCCAGCUGCCGUCCUCACCCAACCAGAACAAUAAUGCCGUGGACAGGAUUAUUCCUCAUCAUAAGGAUAGCGCAAAGACCAGCUUGAUUGCUGCAAACUCCGCCGGGUUGCCGCCGUGCCCAGGGAGUCCGCUCCACAGCCUGGAGACCUCCCUCUGA
Molecule: messenger RNA, 3783 nt
Organism: Lampris incognitus (smalleye Pacific opah)
Lineage: Eukaryota; Metazoa; Chordata; Actinopteri; Lampriformes; Lampridae
Gene: atp2b1b
Product: ATPase plasma membrane Ca2+ transporting 1b
Exons: 21
Coding region: 1-3783 (1260 amino acids)
Biological process (GO): calcium ion transmembrane transport; regulation of cytosolic calcium ion concentration
Cellular component (GO): membrane; intracellular membrane-bounded organelle
Molecular function (GO): ATP hydrolysis activity; P-type calcium transporter activity; PDZ domain binding
Source: RefSeq, a predicted model, not a curated record